Nyctereutes procyonoides (raccoon dog) is the source of this 3675-nucleotide messenger RNA. RefSeq names its product RNA binding motif protein X-linked 2 (gene RBMX2). Gene Ontology annotation, biological process: mRNA splicing, via spliceosome. The coding region runs from base 41 to 1078 and encodes 345 amino acids. The record is from RefSeq and is a predicted model, not a curated record. Gene Ontology annotation, cellular component: precatalytic spliceosome; catalytic step 2 spliceosome; U2 snRNP. The transcript is spliced from 6 exons. Gene Ontology annotation, molecular function: RNA binding. NCBI's taxonomy places the organism in Eukaryota, Metazoa, Chordata, Mammalia, Carnivora, Canidae.
CGGAAGUUAACGUCUCCGUGCUGAGCGCGAACCUGAGGAGAUGAACCCUUUAACUAAAGUGAAGCUGAUCAACGAGCUGAAUGAGCGUGAGGUCCAGCUUGGGGUGGCAGAUAAGGUGUCCUGGCACUCUGAGUACAAGGACAGCGCCUGGAUCUUCCUGGGAGGGCUUCCUUAUGAACUGACUGAAGGGGACAUCAUCUGUGUGUUCUCACAAUAUGGGGAGAUUGUUAACAUUAAUCUGGUACGGGACAAGAAGACUGGGAAAUCCAAAGGAUUCUGUUUCCUUUGCUAUGAAGACCAGAGGAGCACAAUUUUGGCUGUUGACAAUUUUAAUGGAAUCAAGAUCAAAGGAAGAACUAUCCGAGUGGAUCAUGUGUCUAACUAUCGGGCUCCUAAGGACUCAGAAGAAAUGGACGAUGUGACCAAAGAGCUCCAGGAGAAGGGCUGUGGGGCUCACACCCCCUCCGUGAGUUCAUCUGAGGGUUCCGAAGAUGACAAACCCACAAAAAAAUACAAAAAAGACAAAAAGGAGAAAAAGAGAAGAAAGAAAGACAAAGAGAAGACUGACCAGGAAGUACAGGCAGAGCAGCCAGUCUCCUCUUCAUCCCCCAAAAACCAGAUGGAAAAGGAAAAGGAUGACCCUGGCUCUAAAAAGCACAGCACCAAGAACCCAGAGAGGGGUCAGAAGUCAGAACCCAGAGAGGUGCGCAAGCACCACCACAGCUCUCCCGAGGUCAAGACCACCUGCCGCAGCAGAGCAGAGGACAGAGAGAGGGAGCCGAGGAAGGAGAAGCCCAGGCACGAACGUAGGUCCUCAAGCAGGAGGAAAGAAAGAGAAGAAAAGAACAGAGAUAGAGAGAGAGAGAAGGAUAGAGAGAGAGAAAGAGAGAGAGACAGAGACAGAGACAGAGACAGAGGCCGAAGCUCAGACACGCAUUCCAGCCGGCACAAUGGGCGUUCUGAGGGGCAUAGCCGGAGAGGUAGAAGCAGGAGCCGAGAGAGAUCGCACAGGCAUAAGAGGGCCCGGCACUCGCGUGACCGGGACUCCUCCAACCCCAGUGACCGCAGGCACCACUGAAGCUGCGGCCUGUUUGACAGUCUACUAGUACUGGAAAUAGACUUGAUCUUGAAAAUGCAGUCAUACUCAAUUACACUUUUACUGUUACUGUGAGUAAAAUCUCUGGGCUAAAUUCUUCAAAUCCCUUGAGUAUGAGAGUCAUCGAGAGCUGUAGUCUUAACAGCCACAUAUCCUAUACUUUUGACAAAAUCCAUUGUUCCUGGGAACAUGCUCAGGACUUAAAUUUGGUUUCGUAAAUAUGGCCCUUGAAUUUACGACCCCAGUUUAUGACAUAAUUGCCAGGAAAGGGGAAAUACCAGGCAAUCUAGGGAUUCUAGUCUUUGUGCUAGAUGUUUAGGUGGCAAGCCAGUUGGCAGGUAUAGCCAUAGAAUAGAAGAGUGUGGUUUAACUAGAUUUGGACAGCUUGAUGGGAAGGGGAUAGUGAUUCUUAACACCAGCCCCCUCUCUCUGCCCCCUGCCCUCCUUUAAAACAUUUUUUAAACAUCUGUUUUUCAAUGUCCAUGCACCGCCUCACUAUUUAUUUAUUUAUUUAUUUAUUUAGAUCGAGGUGAAAUUCACAUAACAUCAGAUUAACCAUUUUAAAGGGAAUGAUCCAGUGGCCUUUGGUACCUUCACAGUGUUGUAAAACCACCACUCCUGUGUAGUUCUAAAACAUUUCCAUCACUCCAGAAUGAAACGCUGUGCCCAUUAAGCAGUUACUCUCCAUUCCCCCCUCUUUGUCUCUGUCAGCCACCAAUCUGCUUUUCAUUCCUAUAGAACUACCUAUUCUGCACAUUUUAUGCAAGUGGAAUCGUACAAUAUAUGGCCUUUUGUGUUUGGUGUCUUUCACUUAGUAUAUUUUUGAGGUUCAUCCAUGUUGCGGCAUGGAUCAGUACUUUGUUCCUUUUUAUGGCUAUCCAUGGCAUGGAUAGACCACAUUUCGUUUAUCCAUUCCUUGGUGGAUGGACAUUUGGAUUGUUUCUACCUUUUGGCUAGCCAGCUGUGUUUCCACAUUUCAGACACGCCAGGCCACUUUUGGGCCAUUUCCUUUUCAAGUAGCUGUUCUUGCUGAGAUGGGAACACUUUGUCAGCUUCAUUGCGUAUCUCUCUGGUCGCCUUGACAGGUUUUUUGUUUUUGUUUUUUUUCUCAUUUUGAGAACCUUGUCCUUUUAGUUUUUCAGUCAGUCCCUUAUUGAGUUAGGUAGGAAUUAGUUUGCAGGACCAUAACACCGCUGCUGAAUUACUAAGCUUGCACUUCUGACCCUUUAAACAAAGGAACAGAGCUUUAAUAGUGAGCACAUUUAAUUAGUUUACUUGGUAUGUUAGUUUGGGUCCAAGAUUAGAUGUGCAAGAGACUUUGUUUUUAGGAGAAAAUGCCCAUGAAAGAAAAUGGGAAAGGAGGCUGGAGAAGUCUGGAAAAGCAGUCAGACUCUGAUAGAAGUCUAACCUCUGGAGAAGAGGGAAGGCAAGAAGGAAGGUUGGGUAGGAAAAAGGCUUAAACUGCUAUGGAGUUGUGAGAAUGUUUGAGCAAGACCAGUGAAAUGGGAGUCCUAGAGCCAAAGCACCUGUCAGAGGAUUCCCACUAGAUCAGCUUUGGUAAGCAGGAGUCCUUGCUCUUGGGCCAUGGCACUCUCUUUAUGUGUCCAUCAUCCCAGUUGUGUAGUAGCCACUGACAAAAGGCCUAUGCACCUCAGUCAUUUUGUUUGCCUGGCAGUUUAGUGCCUCUUCCGUGGUGGAUGCUCUGAUGAAUGUUAGCAUGUGAUACAAAAGUAUUCACACUUUGCCUUAUCUCUCACAUGUCAGUCCACAGUUUUUACACCAUACCUCCUUGUCUCUAAUUUUUACCUCUUGUCCUUCCAGUCUCUCAACUGGAUGGCCAGGCCACUGGCCACUGCCCAGGAGUCUGUGUAUACCCAAUAAAGAGUCUCACAUUAUGCCUCUUCUUUUACACCAAGUCAGGUGUACUACGUUAGAUCCCAUUCAUUGGAAGAUGUUUCCUUCUCCACCCCUGACUGUGGCGGUAAGGCAGAUACCAUUCAUCAUCACUUUGUGUCCACAUACUGAACGAACCCACAUAAAAACCAAGCUCAAGCUGUUUUCUGCCUCAGCUGGUCAUACAGGGACCCCCAUUUGGCUAGAGGUGCAAAGAUAGAGGGGCUACCAUUCUUUGCAUCUUCUAGGUUUUUAAUAGUAGCACUGAUCUACUCUGGCUCCACUGAGAUGUAAUAUUGUUUUGAUUUAUGUAUCAAUUAGGGUUUUACCAGGAAAAUAACCAGUAGGAUAUGUAUAUCUUGCUGUAAGCCAAUUCCUAAUGAGAAAACAUGCAGGCAUACCUCAUUUUAUUAUGCUUUGCUUAAUUGUGUUUCACAGAUAAACUGUGGUUGUUUUUGUUUUGUUUUUUGUUUUUUUUUUCAAAGUAAGGGUUUGUGGCAACCCUGUGUGAAACAAGUCUCAGUGUCAUUUUUCCAACAGCAUUUUCUUCGUUUCUCAGAUUUUGAUAAUCACAUUUCAAACUUUUUCAUUAUUAUUACAUUUGUUACAGUAAUCUGUGAUUGAUGGUUUUGAUUUACUGAAAGCUCAGAUAUUGGUUAGCAUUUUUUAGCAAUAAAGUAUUUUUA